Molecule: messenger RNA, 504 nt
Organism: Spirometra erinaceieuropaei
Lineage: Eukaryota; Metazoa; Platyhelminthes; Cestoda; Diphyllobothriidea; Diphyllobothriidae
Source: the annotation of a GenBank genome assembly
AUGCGAAACUCUCCGUAUCAUGCGAUAGCAAAGUGGCUAGCAGAGAAACUCAAGCCCGUACAGCGUCAGCUAGCACCACGCAGCUACCGAGAUACCUUUGAAUUCAUUGACGACAUCAAAGACCUUAACGUCAAUGACAUGGUGAUGUUCUCGCUAGACGUCUCAUCACUUUUUACAAACGUUCCGGUCACCGAGACAGUUGAUUACAUCUGUGAUUUUCUAUCUGCCAGUCAGCAGGAAAUAGGACUCCCGACGAAGGCACUCAAGGAACUGUUACUAAAAUGCACAUUAAAUGUGCAGUUCCUGUUCGACAACCAACUCUACAGACAAGUAGACGGCGUUGCUAUGGGCUCACCCCUUGGACCUCUCCUAGCAUAUGUCUUCAUGGGCAAAUUAGAGCGAUUCCAACUAAGCGAUCAGAUCGAUAAGCUUAAACAUUACGGUCGCUACGUUGAUGAUAUAUUUGCAAUUGCCACUGCAGAAACCGACGUGCUACCCUCUUAG